UAGAGUUACGAUCUGUUCUCCACAAUUGGCAUUCCAAAUUAAGACUGUCUCAAGGAAGCUUUCAGUUUUUACAGUAAUUGAUAAGAGAAGAGUUCAGUUGUGUGAACUUAAAUAUCUUCUUGAAGGUAUACAGAGAUGUUACAUGUUUGAUUCAGCCAUUGAUGACAUAAACCAAGAGGAGCUUAAACUCAAAAAAUCACCAACAACACUGUCAUACUUAGAUAUACAUAUAACUAUAACGAAUGGGAAAUAUUCCACGGCAGUAUAUGAUAAACGGGAUGAUUUUAACUUCAAAAUUGUAAAUUUAAGUUCCAAUAUUCCAUCAAUGGGGUAGAUCUUGAAGGGCUGCAUCAGUUAAGUUGUGCUUUAAAGCAAACAACAUUAUUUGGAGAAGGGCGGUUACAAGUUAUAUUUUUGAUAAAGUGAAGCAUCAUCGCUUGGCUGCUCACUCUGUACUGUACUCUGGCUUUCAAGAGAGGUAGAAGGGGACGAGGGAGUAGGAGAAGGAGGGAGGGAGGCUGAAAUAGAAGAAGGUGAGGAAGGAGGAGAUGGGGAAGAUUGAAGUGGAGGGCUCGGAGAAAAAUCAUCAAAUACAAAAAAAUCAAAAAUAUCAUACCAUCGACUUUUUGGAUCACAUCCAAGCAAUCAACAUUCUCAAUCACUUCCAUACCUUGAACAUUCUCGAUCACAGCCAUACUAUCAACAUCCUCAAUCACAUCCAUACCAUCAACAAUAAAAAUGUUUCAUACUAAGACUCAGUACUUCAUUUUGUCUCUACCUCGACAUUUUCUUGAUCCAUGGUUUUAACAGUCAACUGACUUCCUUGCAGAUUCACAACAGCUGAAAGUUUUGCAGACUCCAUACCACAUGUACAGCGCAGGCUAGCAGCGGUAAAUACUCUUGAGUAUUGCGCGUGCCACGAUUACGUGGGAACCAUUGUGCGGGAAACAUUGCGUGUGCGCAAAGUUUCUGUAGAAACUGCAGCUUCUUUUUGCCGUCGGAGCAAACUGGGAAGCACAGAGAUGGUUUUUUAUGAACCCAUCGACUGGGACGAGGACAAGUCCCUCUCAGUUGUUCCUAUCUCCUGCAACUCCCGUAGAGUAAGACAACCAAGACAAAGGUUUCAAAGAGCGCUAAAGAAAAGAAAACAAAGAAGGCUCGAGUUCAGCAAUGGAAGUUUGUGGUCAUACUCCUCUUCUACCCACUCCCCCUCUACAUCCACCCUGCAGACCCUGCACUCCACCGGGCACUCCUCUUCUGCCCACUCCCACUCCCACUCCUGUUCCACCCGCUCCAACUCCCACUUUUCUGCCAUUGCCCAGUCUCACUCCUCUUCUGGCCAGUCCCGCUCCCCCUCUUCUGCCCAUUCUGCCCAGUCUCAGGGACCCCUGAUACGACCAUCUCGAUACAUUGAGCUGGUGGAGGGGUUGGGUGUGUUUCUUCCCGCACAUGAGGUACUGGGAGCUGUGACGGAUUCGAAAACAGCCUCCUCACUAAUGAGGAAGCUAAUGUCCCAUCUCUUCUCAACAGAGGAGAUGGCAACCUCGUCAGUGAGGGAGAAAACGAAGAAGGCUUUAGACAAACAGAAGAUGGAGGCCAUCAUAGGGUUUGCAAUAAAUAAAUAUCCGGCGGCUACUUCAGAGUACCUGAUAAAUCAGGCCAAUGACAAGCUUCAUGCAGAACGAAAGAAGUUCAGCCUGUUGUAGUGGGCUAUCAUUUGCCUGGCGUAUUAGGUAGUCAGAAGUAGCUAGAUCAUUAUCACACAUUCAUGUAUGUAUGUUUUAUGUAUUUAUCAAACUCUAUUUACGAUUUAUGUAUCAUCUCAAACUCUCUUCACUCUUUUAUGUAUCAUCUCAAUAUUCACUAUUAUGAAUAAUUAUUAAUAUACAGCAGCCAUUUUGCAAAAUGUUAAACAAGAUUGAAACGGAA
Molecule: messenger RNA, 1929 nt
Organism: Geodia barretti
Lineage: Eukaryota; Metazoa; Porifera; Demospongiae; Tetractinellida; Geodiidae
Source: the annotation of a GenBank genome assembly